UAAUUGUAUCUCAUUAUUUGUCAUUUUAAUUGGGUGUUAUAACUUUUAAGCUUCCGUCAUUUACCAAUUACCAAUUUAUUUAUAUUUAAUUUUUUACUAUUGUAUAUUAUUUCUUAGAAAAUGGCAUUAUAAUAUUAUGUUUGUCAUCAGUCAAAGUUGAAUUAUGUCAAAAUUGUCAUUGUUUAAUUACGCAUUUAUUUAUCUUUUAGAGUUCAUAUUAGUAUCUUCUACAAGUUCUUUUCAAAACAUUCUUCUUCAUUCAAUAAGUGAUACUGUUACAAAAAAUAAUUUCACCUAUUAUACACUACAUAAUAGAGGAUAUAUUUCUAUUGUGUUAGUUUCAGAAGAAGGAGACGCUGAUUUAUAUAUAUCACAACCGCAUAUAUCACAUCUUCCUACUUUUGAUCCAGAAUCAUAUUGCCUUCAGUCUACUACCUGUGGUGUUGAUAUUGUGUAUAUAUCUAAAUGGUUUAAACGACCCAUUUAUCUUGGAAUUUAUGGCUAUCCAUCUAAUGAUUUUUCUAGAUAUAAAUUAGAUAUAAUUCAAAAUUCAAAUCCUGGCGAAGAAUUUAAUUUAAAUUUAUUUGAGUGCAUAAUGUUGCCAUAUGAAAAUCAAAUGUUUUUGGAUAUUUUACAUGAGGAUGCUUUAGUAAUAUGUGCUAAGGGUCUUGGAUUAGAAACUGUAUUGUUGAAUAUCAUUAAAGUAUAUUGUGACCCUGGUAACUUAGUACUAGUUAUUGGUUCAUCUUCUCAUGAUGAAGAUUUUUGGAUCACUCAAUUAAAGAAAGAUGGUGUUAAACCAUUACCUAAAGUACUAUCUGCUGACACUUCAAUAGCUGAAAGAGAAAAAAUUUAUCUUCAAGGCGGAGUAUUAUUUGUUUCAUCAAGAAUAUUAGUUGUAGAUCUUUUAAAACAUAGAAUUCCUAUACCACAAAUUACUGGUAUUUUGGUUUGCCGAUGUUAUAAUAUUUUAGAAUCUUGCCAAGAAGCAUUUGCUUUAAGAUUAUAUCGCAUGGAAAAUAAAACCGGAUUUAUCAAAGCGUUUUCCACAUCAUCACAAUCAUUUACUUAUGGAUUCACAAAAAUUGAAAGAAUUAUGAAAACUUUGUUCGUUCCUAAAUUACAUCUCUGGCCUAGAUUUCAUCUUGCUGUAAAGUCUAGCUUAGACAAAAUAAGUCCUGAGGUUAUAGAGUUACAUGUAGAAUUAACACCAGCUAUGAUGGAAAUUCAAACAUCUUUACUUGACCUUAUAAAUUAUUCAAUUAAAGAAUUAAAGAGACUCAAUCCUUCUCUUGAUACUGAAGAAGUAACUGUUGAAAACAGUUUAUCAAAAUGUUUUCACAAACUUUUACAAACACAAUUAAAUCCAAUUUGGCAUCGAUUAAGUAGCACUACAAAACAAUUAGUGUCUGACCUAAAACUUCUGCGAAAUUUAAUGAUAUCUUUGACAUCUUUAGAUUGUGUCCGAUUUCAAUCUAUGCUAGCAAAUUAUUCUUCUGUAGAUUAUGCACAUCGUAGUUCAGGUUGGUUAUUACUUGAUGCUGCAGAAACAUUAUUUGUAACAGCAAGACGUCGUUUGUUCAAUUCUAAUAAAGAAAUUUGUCCUGAACCUAAUCCUAAAUGGGAAGGAUUAACAGAAAUUUUAAAAGAAAUUGGACAGAAUUCAAAAAAUAAUGAUGAAAUUGUAUUAGUUCUUGUACACUCUGCAAAAACUUGUUGUCAAUUAAAAAAUCUUCUUGUCAAAGGAGCAGAUACUUUACUCUUAAAUUUGUAUAAAACACAUAUUAAACAUAAACCAAUAAUACCAACACAGAAGAAUGCAACUGAUGAAAAAGAAAUGGAAAUAUUCGAUGAUAUAAACGAUGAAGAAUUAAUUGAAGAAGAUUUUAACAAUUGUUUUACUUUAACUCAAAAUAAAAAUGAAGAUGGAUUGACAUUUACUGAACGUGUUAAUGAGUCUCAGAAUGAAACAUUAAAAGAACCUAUAAUUGUAUUACAACAGUAUAAAAAGGACGGAGAUUUUCUAUCUCUUCCUCGUACUUUGAGAGAGUUGCAACCUAAGUAUAUUGUAAUGUAUGAUGCAAAUAUGACAGCAGUUAGACAAAUUGAAGUAUUUCAAAAUUCAGAAGCCAAAUUAAAGAUGACCAUUUAUUUUUUAAUAUUUGCUGGAUCGACUGAAGAACAAGCUUAUUUAACUACUCUUAGAAGAGAAAAAUUACUUUUUGAUUUUUUAAUUAAAGAAAAAGCUGUUAUGGUUGUACCAAAAGGUCAAGAUGGUAAAGAUGAGGAUUGCCCUGAGCUAACUCGUGAUUUGGGUGUGCACCCAUCAGAAAUGUUAGAUGAUAAUGAUGAUAAAAUAUAUAAUCCUGGUAAAAAAUCUGCCAACAAAGAAAUUCCUAAAGUUAUUGUUGAUAUGCGAGAAUUUAGAUCAGAUUUACCUGUAUUACUUCAUCGUCGAGGCAUUGAUAUAGAACCUGUCACCUUACAAGUUGGAGAUUACAUUUUGACACCAGAAAUGUGUGUUGAGCGAAAAAGUAUUGAUGAUUUGAUCGGUUCUUUAAAAUCUGGUAGAUUGUAUCAUCAAGCAUUAAUGAUGUGUCGUCAUUAUGUAAAACCAAUAUUACUUAUCGAGUUUGAUCAAAAUAAACCAUUUGAUUUACAGGGAAGAUUCUAUCUUAGCAAAGAUAUGACAACUAGUCAUCGGAAUGACAUAACUUCAAAAUUACAAUUGUUAACAUUACAUUUUCCAAAGCUUCGAUUGGUGUGGUCUCCUAGCCCUUUUGCAACAGCAGAACUAUUUCAAGAACUUAAGGAAGGGAAAAAUCAACCAAUAUCAACAGAAGCUGCUGCAAUUGGUUUAGAACCAGGUCAAAAUUUUGAUGAGGAGCAAUACAAUGCUAUUAUAAAGGAUUUCAUGAGUAAAUUACCUGGUGUUACUACUAAAAAUAUAUUGAACUUAUUGAAUAAAGGACAAUCACUGACGCAUAUGUUAACUAUGUCAUUGCAAGAAUUAAAAAACAUUUCUGGAAACUCAACAGAUGCAGAAACUUUGUAUAAUACACUACAUAACAAAUUAAAACCAACCAUUGAACAAUCUAAUAUUAAGCCUCAAUCUGGAAAAGAAUUUCGUGCAACAAUGGGUAGAAAAAGAUUUAAACAUACUAAUACAAAGCCUAAAUGAUAAUUUUGUAUAAAUAUCUUAUAAAACAUUGUUUUUUGUUAGGUAUGUUUUUUUUUUUUUUUAAAUUAAUUUGUAUAAAAACUAAUUUAUUGCGUUUUCUUAUAUUAAUGUCAUGUGUGUGUUAUUUCAUAAAAAUAUGUAUUAUUUCACAUAAUAUUGUGUUUUAUUUUGAUGUAUAAUUUUUUUUUUAAAUCAAAUAACAUAUAUGAGAUUUAGAAUAAAAUUGUUUUCCACCUUUUCUUUUAUUUUGUACCUAUGUAUAACUUUAGUAACCAUCAGAAACUAAUAGUGUCAUGUAAUGUAAUGUUUACAACAU
Sipha flava (yellow sugarcane aphid) is the source of this 3497-nucleotide messenger RNA. RefSeq names its product DNA repair endonuclease XPF (gene mei-9). Gene Ontology annotation, biological process: resolution of meiotic recombination intermediates; double-strand break repair via homologous recombination; nucleotide-excision repair involved in interstrand cross-link repair. NCBI's taxonomy places the organism in Eukaryota, Metazoa, Arthropoda, Insecta, Hemiptera, Aphididae. The record is from RefSeq and is a predicted model, not a curated record. The coding region runs from base 164 to 3181 and encodes 1005 amino acids. The transcript is spliced from 20 exons. Gene Ontology annotation, cellular component: nucleotide-excision repair factor 1 complex. Gene Ontology annotation, molecular function: damaged DNA binding; single-stranded DNA binding; single-stranded DNA endonuclease activity.